CCUAUUUUUCAGAAGAUGGCUGCUGUUUGGAAAAAGGUAACUGUCGUGGGAGAUGUUGCCUGUGGCAAAACAUGCCUCUUGCUUGCCUUCUGCAAGGAACAGUUUCCCAAAUGCUAUGAGCCAACAGUGUUUGAAACCUACAUCAAAGACUCUGAGGUUGAUGGGAAGUCAAUGAAGCUGAUGCCCUUCGAUGUAGCAGGGCAGCGCCAAGGUAAUUAUCAGCACUUCCAUUCGUUGUUCUAUCAAGGCACAAGUGUCAUCUUAAUGUGCUUCUCAGUGGACAGGACAAAUGCCCUGCAGAACAUCCUUGACAUUUGGAUUCCGGAGGUCAAACAGUUCUGCCCUACAGCUCCCAUUGUUCUGGUGGCUACCAAGAAAGAACUGAGGAAUGAUGAGGGUGUGCUGGAAAGACUUGCUACACUGGAACAAGAGCCAAUAAAGAUGGAAGAAGGAAAAGCCUGGGCUGCUAGUAUUGGGGCAUAUGCCUACCUGGAGUGCUCUGCGAAGACGAAAGAUGGCAUUGAGAGAGCCUUGCAGAUUAUUGGUCAAGCUGCAAUAAGAGAUGGAACAAAGAAGAAAAGAAAGCAUCAUGUGUUCUUCAGAUUGUUGUAA
This is a messenger RNA of Gopherus flavomarginatus (Mexican gopher tortoise), 612 nucleotides long. RefSeq names its product ras-like GTP-binding protein rhoA. The transcript has a single exon. NCBI's taxonomy places the organism in Eukaryota, Metazoa, Chordata, Testudines, Testudinidae. Bases 16 to 612 code for a protein of 198 amino acids. The record is from RefSeq and is a predicted model, not a curated record. Gene Ontology annotation, molecular function: GTP binding; GTPase activity. Gene Ontology annotation, biological process: small GTPase-mediated signal transduction.